CCUUGCGGUGAGACGUGGAGCGCCAUUUUUCAAACGCUGCAGAAUGAUUCAUUUCUUUGUAUUUACAUAGCCGCAGGUGCGAGUCUUUACAACGCGUUAGCCGUUUUCCAAGAUGUGAAACUGAUUUAAAAUCUUCCAAGCGAACCAUAUUCUACUGCUUUUUCAUCUUCAUUUGUCAGUCAAGUGGUAGCGUAGGCAAGAUUGUUGGAUAAAGAAAUAUCAGAACUUUGUUUAUAAGCUGAGUGACCAACGCGGUUAAUCACGGAUUACGUCACUAGAGAUUGGUACCUGUGACUGAUAAAGGGAUUAAACCAUCUUUUUUGAUAGACUAACAAGAAAACAUAUUAAAACAUGGGAACACCAGAAGAGAAGGACAUCGACACUACCAUUACAUCAGAUAAGCUGAAAUUUCAUCUUGAUGGAUGUGAUGCAUAUACAUGUGUCAUAUCCUCUCAGAAUCCUUCGGUCCAUGUUUACUAUGCCCUACGAGCUCAGAUUGAACGCAGUAGCAUGUCAUGGCUCCAGGAGUUUGUUUCUUUAGGUGGCCUUGAUGGUUUGCUUGAUGCUUUGUGUCAGAUGACAGGGACAGCUUUCACAAGUUUCAGUGAUGCAAUACUGCAGAUUGACUGUAUAUCUUGCAUUCGUGCCAUUCUCAAUACAUCUGUUGGCAUAAACCAUUUGUUGCACUCCACGGAUUCUGCCAACAAACUGAUAACUGGUCUUCGUAUUGGUAAUACACUGCCAAAGAAACAAAUUUUAGAAAUGGUUGCUGCCUUAUGUGCCCACAGUUUAUUAGGCUAUAAGUGUGUGAUGGCAGGUCUAGACCACGUGAAGAAGGAUACUAACCAGUAUCACAAGUUUAGCAUUGUGGUCAAUGAACUGAAGUCUGCUGAAACGGUUCCACACAAAACUGCAGUCAUGACUUUCCUUAACACUCUUAUCACUUGUAAUCCUGAUCUUAGUCAAAGAUGCCAGAUUCGAAAUGAGAUGAUUGGUCUAACACUUCUGGAUAUCAUUAACUUCCUUCAGCGAGAGGAAACUGAUGAUGACCUACAGAUUCAGUUACAGGUAUUUCAUGAUCGAAAGCAUCUUGAUGAAGAAGCACUAAGUAAGUCAGAGCCAGACCUCUCAAGUCCAGCAGAGCUUGUAGAUCUGCUACAGAGUAAAACAUUUGGCACCAGCCGAAUGGCAUCUUUGGUCAACGUCCUGCAGGACCUUCUGGUCAUAGAAACGCUAGACAAGGAGGAGAGGGAGCAUUUGUGGAAUGAAGUGGAACAACAGGUUCAUCACCUGGUGCAUGCUUGUCACAAGAAAGUGAACAAACUGUCAUCUCUCUCAUCCAAGAAUGUUCAUGAUUUACUCAGUGAAGAGGCCCAGCUUGCUCAGCAUCUAGUUAAUCAAGUAUCAGGGGAUCUGGCCACAGAACCUGUUCCCACACAGAAAGAUCAGAGCUUGUAUGACAACCUGGAUGACAUAGCAAAGCAGACUUUGGGGCAAAAGUUGAAGGCAUCUGAGCCUGACUUGCUUGGAGACCUAAAUAAUUUAAAUGCUUUGUCCCCUCCUCCAACCACAGAGUCUGAUAUUGAGAAAGUGGUACUGGACAGAGCCUCAUUGCCAGCUUUGAAUCUGCAGCCUUUCUGGGCAGUUUUUCAAAGCACUCAAGCUCGGAUGGAAAGACCAAGCAUUAAUGUGUGCAUAAGGAAGAAUUCUUGGGAAGGAAAGUCAUACCAGCAUGGAUCAAAGAUUGAGAAGUUUGAUACAAGUUUUCAGCCAUUUCCAUCUUGUCCAAUGCGCAACCUUAAGUGGAUUGUGGUCCAAAAGGAAGUAUUAGAAUCCCUCAGUGGCUCCAUCUGGGAACCAAGGGACGUCUUUUUCAGACUUGAACCAGACUACAAUAAUCUUGAGCAGCUCUUUGCAGAGACACGUCUUCUAAGCGCUAAUGAAGAGGUUCCACUUCUCGAUGGAGAGACACGGCUCAGAAUUAACCUUUUCCUAAACCGACUUGAGGUUGAACCUGACCAACUGGUUCGUAAUUUGAUAGACAAAGAAGCACCUGGAUUGACUCUUCCACUUCUGAAAUAUCUUAAUGACAUUCUUCCUUGUCAUGAUGAGGUGUCAAUGCUUAAACAAUACAAUGGCAGCCUUCUGGACAUUGGGAUGGCCGAACAAUUUCUGCUGCACUUGGCUGACAUUCCAGACUACCACACCCUGCUUCUUGGUCACCAAGUCCGCGUAGAGUUUUCAGCAAACAUGGCACAAGUGAAAGCUCUCAGAACCAUGGCAUUGGCCUGCAGCUUUAUUCUGGACAGUGCAGACUUGAGAGAUUUGCUGCAGUUGGUUCUUAAACUCGGAAACUUUCUAAAUCAAGGUCAGUUUAAUGGCAAUGCCAGCGGACUGCAUCUAUCCAGCUUGAAACGACUGGAAGCUGUUAAAUCAACAAAACCCAAUCAUUCCUUGCUCCAUGAGAUUGCUGCAGUAGCAGAAGAUAAUGAUGAACGAAUCCUAAGAGUUUUCUCUGAGAUCUCAAGACUGGAUGAAGCAGCAAGGUGUUCACUAGAAGAGAUUCGAAAAGAUGUAGCAGCUAUAAACACACAACUCAAACAGUUUACAUCACAGCUGGUGUCUGCUGAUCCUACCAUUGCUGAGAUCUUCCAAACCUUUCUCGAGAAUGUAAAAAUAGACUUCCAUGAGGUGCAGCAGCUUACAGCAGAACUGCGGGAACUUUGUAAUCGUGUUGUGGAGUAUUUGGGUGAAUCCGCCACUAGCUUCAAUCUUCAGACCUGCUUUCAGCAGAUUCUCAGCUUUCUGAAGGACUUACGCCGUGCCUCUCAUGAGAAUACAUUGUUCAAACGGCAGAGGGUACAGGCUCGUCGUCGUAGUGAUCAGUUCAAGGCUAAAUUGAAGACCAAGCGUCUGGCCUUGGAAUUUGGUAAAGAAGCUCGAGCAAGUUCUUCCAUGCUGGAGGAGAGGAAGAGGAUACUUGAACAUAUCCUUACAGAGCUCCAUCUUGGCAACUUCCACCCCAUCAUCAGAUCUGAACUACCAACACCUGAGCAAGAAGAGACAGGGGUGGAUGAAGCCUACCUGGCUACAGGAAAUAAAGAAUAUAAUACUCGCUCCACACAGGAAGUAAAUGCAAGAGAAAAUGGAUCUAAUCAGAAAGCUAAGGGAGAAGUGUCAAUGGAGAGGCACAAUCGGCCACUGGAAUUAAGUCACAUAAGUAUUAUAGGUUCUCCCAUGAUCAAUCGUCCAAAUAGUGAAGUUUUUGAUGAUGAUCUAUUUCCUUUGACUGUUAAAGAGACUGUUACAGAAAAGAUUAUCACCAGUUCUGCAAGUGACUUGCUCGAUGGUCAACUGCUGUGUCAUGCUUCCAAGCUGCAGCAUCAACGAAUUGGCCAGCUUCAGAGAUCUCGAGGCCGGCUGAGCACACCCACAAAAAGGGUGAGCCAGCAGACCCAACAUCACCGUAGCCGCAGUGAUCUGACAGAUUCAAUUUGCCAUUCCAACAAUAAAUGGCUGAAAUAUGCAGAGAUGAGGCUUUUGGAAAAUCAGGCACAGGCUGGACAAGGUGCCCCUCUAGCUGUUCCAGAGAGCAGCUUGACAUUGGCAACGCUGAAUCUUGAGGAUGCCUGGCUGCAGCAGAGGAAGACCGAGCAUGUCAUGCCAUUGUAUGCUGGCCCUGUCGUCUAUGUCCCCCAGAGCACUGCUAACAGUGGUAAGGAACGAAAAGGGGACAGAAAAUCUUCGAUUGGCACUUUCUUUAGCAAGAUCUCCAGAGCAGUCCUCAGGCCCCGAAACUCAGCAAUGAAUGUUGAACACAAGAUUAUCAGCAAGCCUCCACUAGUUCAAGAGACAAAAAGGGGAAGAGGCAGCUCGCAGUCAGAAGAUGAAAACAAGGAGAAUGUUGGCUCAGUCAAUGUGGAGAAUAGAAAGCCAAUGCUGAAGCGUACUUCUAAAUUGCGCACUAACAAAAUGGUGGCAUAAGUGUUCCCUGCCUAAAUCGAAGCGUCACAUAGAAAUUAAAAUGUGACAUAUGCAACUGCCAAUCCAUUGUUUUUGUCAAAAUUAAUGUUGGCAGUAGUUGUAUUCACCAGUUACCAGCUGUGCCAUGUGAAGCCUUGAAGUCAAAGUGUAGCAGUGUGUGUGCAUCUAUCUGCAUGCAUACGCAUAUGUGAGAGACUAUUUGAUCACUGGAUACCUUCAAAAUGUUUCAACAUUUGCAGCAGAAAUCUGUUUGGUGAGGGCUUCUCAUUUUGUGAGGUUAAUCUCAUGUUGUUAUUGAUCCAGAAAAUUGCUAUAUUUUCUGAAGCUAUUGUUUGGUUUCUUUUAUGCUGUGUAUUCUUGACAUUUUACAUUUGAAACAUUCCUAUAUUUGUUUCUUAAAACUAGAGCCUUCUGUAAAUUGGUUGUUUCAUGCUAUCCAUCUUCUGGGUUCUAAAAUUAUUUUAAGAAAAAGAAAUGUGUAAAAAAAUGUAUUAAAAAUAUGCAUAAAGGUACUAAAAGCUUGCAGUUACUUUUAACUUGAUGCUGUGGGACUGUACCUAACUUGAAAAUACUGAUUUAAUGAGUUCAUAUAUUUUGUAUAUAUAGAAAGAGAGAUAACCAUCUUUGUUUGCCAACAAUUUUUUUUUUUACUUUCUGAUUGAUGUCAUUGUAGACAAUUAUGAAAAGAUGUCUUGUAAGAAAAUAUUUUCCCCCCAGUGUUCAGGUUACAUAUUUAAGUGUUUGGCAUUGCAUACCAGUGCGUAUGUUUGCGGUGUCUAUUUUGGGAUUACAGUAAAUCCUCACUUAACAUUUUGAUAAGUUCUUGGAAACAACAUAUAAUAAAGUCUAUUGUACUAUACUAAUUAAUAUACAUGUAAAAAACAUUUAAUUCCUACAGUUUAUUCCUGGUCACAAAAAUAUCACAGCAUUUCUAAAUAAAGACCCAAAACAUUUGAGAGAAGAUCCACCCAGACCUGGCCGAAACAUUUUUUUUUUUUUUUAAAUUUUUUUGUCAAUGUUACAACAAAAUAAUGUUAAGUAAGGAUUAAUUGUAUAGGGCAGAACAGGGAAUUGUGUGAUAAAAAUUUGUGUAUGGUGUAUUGGAUAUUCCCACAAAUGUCCUUAAUAAUUCAAAUGUUAUGUUUUUCUGGGUUUUCUUUUUAAUGUGUGGUAUUUUUACUUGUCCCUUGUGAACUAGUCGAUGGUGUGCUGCAACAUUUAUUUGCAUUGAUUCUUUGCAAAGCUAUGUUUUGCAAGUUUUGUGAUUGUAAACAAUAUGAGCUAUAUAUUUUGUUUCUCAUCAUAAAUUUUUUGUGUGCACCAUGCAGCCAUAAAGAGUAAAGCUAGUCAGGGAUCUGUUACUCUAGGUGGGCAGAAGCCUGCUGUAUGACCAGCAGUGUCAAGAGCUCUACCUAAGUGAUCACAAGUCUGUUGGUGUAACCUGAUUUUUACUUAUCUGGACAGUUCAUCACUACAGCUCCAGUAGAAUUCCAGAUGAUUGGUUUCUCAUGCCUGCAGAGCUGUUGAGGAAACUUUCUUUUUCUGCUAGAUAGCAUUUCAAAAUAUAAAUGUGUUACAGCUUAAAUUUUAAAUUCCUAAAAUUUUGACUGGUAUUUUUUUAAUGGCAGAUAAAAUGACAUGUUUUUGGUGAGAGGAGUUGGUGGAAGUGAACGAGAAUUCUAGAUUUCAUGGUAAAUGUUUAUAUUUAUGAGACUGGUGGUCAGAGGAUACAAUUUGUAUAUGCUAUGAGAUUCUAUUCUGUCAUUCCAGAUUAGACGAAAGAUAAAUGAAUGUUUACUUUUUCUGGCAAUAAGAAAUAGCUGUUUUAAAUUGAUUGUAACAAACUUUUCUUGGAUAUAUUCACUCAGAAUGUCUGGUUGAUUUGUUUUGUUGGACUUAUGGCUGUUUUGUUGAAGUGCAUAAAGUAGAAAGUGUCGUUGAAGACAAUCUGGUACAAGUGAACGUGACAUGUGGUUACAGAUUUUACCUUUCCAUUAUUGUCAGUUCUGUCGGUUUUUUUUUUUUUAAUGACUGCUGUGUAAUGAUCUCCGAGGAUUUUUCUUUUUGGUCCUUACGAACCAGUUUUGACACCACAUGACUAUGCAUUUUGUUUUCAUGGCUGUUAACAACUGAGACAAAACUUUCAUCAGAUUCAUUGUUAGUCUAAUUCAUAUUUUCACUUACUUAAACUUCUCGUCCGCUUCUCAAUCAUGCAAACAACUUAGUAAUUAGUAAUUCUAUGGGUUUUUUAAUGUCUUUGUGUAAUAUUAGUUUUGGAAAGAUUUUAUUCCAAUCUUUAUGGUAGUACUUUAAGUUGGGGUUGUUUGUUUUUUUUUAGCAUAUUGCUUUACCUUAGGAAAAUCUCACUUUCCGAGAUAUUCUGCUUUUUUUUUUCCACUAAAGAUACUAGUACAACUUUGAGAUGACACUGGAAUUAUAAAAGCUGUGGUCUUCAAUGCCAGUAUGAUCAAAAGGAUGGUUUGGACAGACAUUUAGCCUGGUCAGCUGGCUUGGUCUGCUGGUUUAUAUUGCAUGCUUGUUUAUUGCAUUUUGGGAAGGGUUUUUUUUUUUUUUUUUUUUUUUUUUUUUUUUUUGUGGGGAAAGGGGGAGAUAAAAUUCAAUCCAGUCUUUAUGUAUUGAUGAAGAGCACGAUAUAAAGAAGGGAAGUCACCUUUGUAGUUAGAAAAGUAAACUUCCUUAGUGUUAAUGUUGUUAGUCUUUGGUAGCAGUUUUUUGCCUUCCCUCUGUGAGUUUUUGUCCUUUUUCUUUACAACCUGAAGUUAAUUGUAUUUUUUAAGUGGACGCUUUGUUCUAUGGAGUGCAGUUUUUCAAGCUGUAGGGUAGUAUUAUUUAGUAGAGUGUUUGAUGUUAGACUAGUUACAGGUGCUGGCUGUGGUAGUCUUGUAUAUCAAGAGAAUUGAGAUCCUUUUUUCAUUUGGUUUUUUUUUUUUUCUCUUGUGCACCAGUCAUUUUGAGGCGUUUUUCCCACUAAGCCAAAGGACUGGGUAAACCAAAUUCAAAUUGCUCUGUAGUUGCAACUUAUUUUGAAAGUCUUUCAAGAGGCACGCAUAUUUUUUUCCCCGUCUUGUUUUGGGGACCUGCUUUAUUGUGACAUUGCAACCUUUUGGCUAAUAAAGCUUUUUGCUAGCUUGCA
Molecule: messenger RNA, 7138 nt
Organism: Pomacea canaliculata
Lineage: Eukaryota; Metazoa; Mollusca; Gastropoda; Architaenioglossa; Ampullariidae
Product: inverted formin-2-like
Biological process (GO): actin cytoskeleton organization
Molecular function (GO): actin binding; small GTPase binding
Source: RefSeq, a predicted model, not a curated record